GGUGGGCGUCGGGUGGCUAGUGGCUCCUGAUCUGACGUCAUUUUCUGGGGUAGCUUCGUGUUCGCAGCUGUACAACACCACCUGUUGCCAACACACCAACUCACGAUCUUACAUUGUAUAUCAGAACACAUUCAAGAGCUUCUCUAUCACAGGAAUUACUUGUUUCUAUUUCGAAUCGAUCCCCAGGCCUCACCUACUACAAUGGAAGCUGGAGCAGCUGGAGUGCUCUAUGCAGCUGAGAACCUCCUCGGAGGCGCUGUAGCCCUCGUCAAGGGCAUGAAACACCCAACACUGCCUCUCAAAGCUAAUAUCACACGCAUAUCAUCUGUUCCGCUCCCGCGAUCGCACCACACAGUUUCGGUAGUCAAGGGUCGAGCUUACAUCUUCGGUGGAGAAACCGAAGCUGGCACGCUUGCAGACAAUGACAUGCACGUUGUGAUUCUUCCCUCAAGCGGAGUACUUGACGCCGACUAUACAAAAUACCCUGCUCGAUCGGCCAAUGGCCUGGACGACGUACCGAAUUCGAGAAAGGGACACACAGCAGCUGUGAUCGACGAUCAUAUCUACAUAUUUGGGGGUGAGGGAGAAGGUGUCACAGACGAAAAGGGAAGAGUAUGGGUGUACAACACGGUAUCGAAUACUUGGUCGUAUCUCGACCCGGCGGUAGAUACGCUCUAUCCCAGUCAUCGAUCAGGCCAUGCCUCGGCGAGCUCAGAUCUCCCAAGCCCAAAGACUACGACAUACGUUGAGAAGGCACCGCAAGCACCCGCAGAUCCUGCAAUGCACGUGCCAGAGCCACCUGAAUCGAACUCGUAUGGUACCAUCUUUAUUGUGGGUGGCCGCGACAUGGCAAAGAGUGAACUCUUAAGCGAUGCAUUAGCAUUCGACGUCAAGACGCGAACAUGGUCCAAUAUCCCAUCGCCAUCAGGUCACCCACGAGAAGGUGCAAGUUUGGCCCUGGUUGGAAACCGCCUAUACCGCUUUGGCGGCAAAGGUGUGGAAACCUUUGCCUCUGGUGCGAUGGAAUGUGUUGACGCUUCCCACGUCUGGACACAUGCAGAACGCGGUACAACGCCAGUAUCGAGCGGUUGGGGUUGGGAGGAAGUGAAGAAAUCAGACCGAGAGGGCAGCACCGCUGUAGCACCUCAGGCACGCUCAUAUGCAGGGCUGGUAGGAGUCACUACGGGUCAAGGACGGUACUACCUGUUGGCUAUUGGUGGUUUGACCGAAAACGAGGAAUAUCUCGAUGACAUUUGGGCUAUGCAGCUCGCCCCUGAGAAAUCGACAGCUGCAGCUGCAAAGGACAGCAUUCGCGCGCACAUCAAGAAGGACACACAUGAGUCGCAAUGGGCCGAGGUGAUUUACCACUACGUCGAUACAAAAGGAGAAGAAGAAAAGGAGAUACCAGGAAAGCCCAAGAGGGGGCUUGGCGCACGAGGCUACUUUGGCGUCUCGAAGGGUACCGAGGUUGAUGGAGCUACAGCUGUGGUGUGGGGCGGCGUUGAUGCGAACGGCAAGGUCCUAGAAGAUGGGUGGAUGAUCACUGUUGACAGGUGAGUCGCCGUUCCUUGCGCGCCAAAAAUAUAAGUAUGCAAACGAAGAAUAUGGACGCCCAACUGAAUAGCGAAUAAAUUGCAACAUGCCAAGGAGGUAGUAGCUUAUGCGCUGAACUUACGUAUGCAUACAUUAAUCAUUCUCACCCUUUAGCGCUACGCUAUGCAUGUGGUGGUUUCCUAGGGAUAAAGAACAGAUGCGCCUAACCAUCGCAUGUCUUAUCACGUACGCACUGCACAUAGCCGAUUGUGUCGCUUGACAUGUUACUCGCCUGCUCUUGGAUCGCCCAAAUCGCGGCGAAAUAGUGCGAUUUUACUUCGAAGCCCAUCUUGAACUCUUUGACUUCUGAGGCGCUAGGCAGAAAC
Bipolaris sorokiniana ND90Pr is the source of this 1919-nucleotide messenger RNA. RefSeq lists its product as uncharacterized. Gene Ontology annotation, molecular function: protein binding. The record is from RefSeq and is a predicted model, not a curated record. Lineage: Eukaryota; Fungi; Ascomycota; Dothideomycetes; Pleosporales; Pleosporaceae. The transcript has a single exon. The coding region runs from base 202 to 1557 and encodes 451 amino acids.